AUUCACAAAAAAGGUUGUUUUACAAAUACAAAUCACUAUAGGCCUAUUACUAUACUAUCUUGCGUAGAUAAAAUUAUAGAAAAAUAUUUUGGACAAAAAAUUAAUGAGUUCUUAUCGAACAAUGGCAUCAUUCAUGAGAAACAAUUCGGAUUCCAAAGAAAGAAGAGUACCACUCAACUUCUAUCUUUGUUUACUGAGGAGGUUAAUAAUCACUUGAAUAAUAAAAGACAUGUACUUGCAAUCAUGAUUGAUUUCAGCAAAGCUUUUGAUACACUUAACCACGAAACGCUUUAUAAAAAAAUGCAGCAGAAUGGCAUACAGGGACCAACGCUGGAUUGGUUUAAAAACUAUCAUACAAACAGAUACAAUACAGUUAGUAUUGCCGGUGAGCAUAGUGACCUAAAACAAUCCCUACGGGGCACGGCCCAAGGGUCGGUUAUUGGUCCAACUGAAUAUUUGAUUUAUGUAAACGAUAUGUGUAAACUAUUCCAGCGUGCUUCUGUUUACCAAUUUGCUGACGACACAUGUCUAAUAGUAGGAUGUCAUGACCUAGAGGUUGCGCAAUGUACAAUGCAAAAAGAAUUUGAUCUGUUAUGUAAAUGGGCGCACGACGUUGGUUUAUCCAUCAAUUAUGAAAAAACUAAGUUAAUGCACAUUCACUCAUCAUACCUAAAAUCUAGCAUUACACCAACAAUCGUAGCCCACGAACAUAACUGUAUGCAUCUUCAACAAACACCAUGUGAUUGUAAGCCUCUUGAAAUUGUAAAACAACAUACCUACCUUGGCCUAGUAAUAGACGAUAAAUUUAAUUGGGGUCCGCAUGUGGACCAUGUGUGUAAUAGGUUAAGAGCUAUAUUGGCUAAGAUUAAAAUUCUAAAACAAAAGAUACCAUACAACACCUUGAGAUUACUAUACUUGUCCAUGGCAGACUCAAUAAUAAACUACGGCAUAACGAGUUAUGGCUAUACCUAUAAAACAUACCUAAAACGUAUUUAUAACAUCCAAACCAGACUGUUAAAAACAAUAGUACCAUUAAAAAUUAAAUAUGAACAUAGAAAUAAUUAUGAAAACUUGUUCCAAUAUUGUAAAGUAAUGAGUGUAUAUGAUAAAGUAAAACUUGCAAUUGUAUGUGAUAAUCAGAAUAAGAUACAGUCACUUAACUUAAAGAAGAGAUAUGGUAGCCUACGAACUCUGCCAAAAACACCCACAUUUAAUAUACCUAAUUGUAAUAACGAAUACGGAAGAAGAAUUUGGACGUACAGCCUACCCCAUAUAUUAAACUCACUACCAAAAACUUUAAUAAAUAAUGUAAGAGAUGCAAAUCCAAAGCAAGUUCGAAGUUUACUUAAACGUUACUAUAUAUAUGACAGAUAUAAGAAAGAAGGGGAUGUACGUGCAGAUAAUUCACAUCCAGAAUGAUAAUUGUACUAUGUUUGUAUUGAAAAGGCACUUAAUUAUAACCACAUAGUUAUGUAAAUGAGGGCAACCUUCCCAGGGAUAAAAAUCUCAAAUAUGUAAAGAUUAAACCCGGGAAUUACUAAUUUAUCCAAUUAACCUUUUUUAUGAAAUAAACAGUUCAA
This is a messenger RNA of Plutella xylostella (diamondback moth), 1580 nucleotides long. Lineage: Eukaryota; Metazoa; Arthropoda; Insecta; Lepidoptera; Plutellidae. The record is from RefSeq and is a predicted model, not a curated record.